Coniophora puteana RWD-64-598 SS2 is the source of this 616-nucleotide messenger RNA. RefSeq lists its product as uncharacterized. The coding region runs from base 1 to 438 and encodes 145 amino acids. NCBI's taxonomy places the organism in Eukaryota, Fungi, Basidiomycota, Agaricomycetes, Boletales, Coniophoraceae. The record is from RefSeq and is a predicted model, not a curated record. The transcript has 3 exons.
AUGAACUUCGCCACCACCCUUUUCUCCGUCUUCUUCUUCAUCGCCUCCGUCCUCUCCCAGGGCGUCCGGCUCUCCUCGCCCACCGACGGCCAGACCGUCUCCCCCGGCCAACAAAUCGUCGUCUCAGUCACGCGUCCCCCCACGCUCUCCAGCUCCGAAGAAGUCGCCGUCGUGCUCGGGCUCACCACCUGCUCGACGUCCACCGGCUGCCCCGCGCCCACGGACGGCCUCGCGCACGUGCUGUACAACGGGCCUUACAGCCCCGCGUACCCGGACCCGAACCCGGCGCAUCUCCAGCCGCAUCAGAACUUUACGGUCGCGAUUCCGGCGGAUAUGCAGCAGGGCAAGGCGGUGUUGUCUGUGUCGCACUUUGCGUUGCUUGGGGCGGCGUUGAUUCCCUGGACGCAGUUUGCGAACGUUACUGUCGAUGUGCAGUAGGUUGAUGCGGUGUGAUGCUGUUCUGGUUUGAUGACAGAACGCAUACAUUGUUUGAAUGUUUUUACGGACGCUUUACUUUACGUGGAUGAUUAUGUUUACUUAGUCGAUCUCCAGGAUAAUUAUGGACUAUUUUCAGAGUUUACUGCAUGAUGUUAGUAGCUUACGCAUUAGAAUCGAG